GUAGAGUCUAUGCAGAGGGAGCUGCCUGCACACAGGGAGCGAUCGAAUGACAGACAGAGGAGCAGCUAAUUUACUAACAAAGGAAGCUAUUUCUGAUUUCCGGUUCCGGACAGGCCUUACAUUUGGUUGAAGCAAUCAGUUAGGUGUGACGUCAUGACAACGUUGGAUGACAAGAUCCUGGGGGAGAAGCUGCAGUACUACUACAGCAGCAGUGAGGAUGAGGAAAGUGACAAGGAGGAUGACGAGGGGGAGCACAAGACCAUCCGCAACCCAGAUGUACUGGAGCCUGAGCUAGAAUACAGCGCUGACGGUAGUGCCAUCAACACAGGGCCCAAGGGGGUGAUUAAUGACUGGAGGAAGUACAAACAGCUGAAGGUGGAGCAGAAGCAGGAGCAGAAGGAGGAGAUGGAGAGACUCAUCAAGAAGCUGUCCAUGACCUGCCGCUCCGACCUGGACGACGAAGCCGACGCCAUUAAACAGAAAGAGAUGCAGGACAAGAUCCAACACAAGAUGACCAUGCAGGAGUACAACAUGCUCCAGGAAGACGAGGAUGACGAGGACUUCCUCCAGCAGUACAGGAAGCAGCGCAUCGAGGAGAUGCGCCGGAAGGUGUUGCGCGGUAAGCGCUUCGAGCAGGUCUACGAGCUCAACAGUGGCGAGGAGUUCCUGGAGGCUGUGGACAAGGAGGACAAGGCCUGCCUGGUUAUGAUCCACAUCUACGAGGGUGAGGUGCCUGCCUGCGAGGCAAUGAUGGGCAGCCUGCUGUGCCUGGCACAGGAAUACCCCCUGGUCAAGUUCUGUAGCGUGCGUGGGUCGGUUAUCGGCACCAGUGCCCAGUUCAGGGGCAGCGCCUUGCCAGCCCUGCUGGUGUACAAAGGAGGAGACCUGAUUGGGAACUUUGUGCGCAUCACAGACCAGCUAGGAGAGGACUUCUAUGCUGUGGAUGUGGAGGCGCUGCUGCAAGAGUAUGGGCUGCUGCCGGACAAACCUGUCCUUGUCGCUAAGACCAUCCGCAACGGCGCCAUCACACAGAGCGAUGACUCUGACCUUGACAUAGACUAGAGAACAGACCUGCACUUAAAUAGAAACAUAGACUAUAACCUCUGUGUACACACAUUCGACAUAGAAUAGAACCCCAAUGUGUACACACACAGUCGACAGACUAGAACCCCUAUGUACACACACACAGUCGACAGACCAGAACCCCUAUGUACACACACACAGUCGACAGACUAGAACCCCUACGUACACACAUACGGUCGACAGACUGGAACCCCUACGUACACACACACAGUCGACAGACCAGAACCCCUACGUGCGCACACACACGGUCGACAGACUAGAACCCCUACGUGCGCACACACACGGUCGACAGACUAGAACCCCUACGUGCGCACACACACGGUCGACAGACUAGAACCCCUACGUGCGCACACACACGGUCGACAGACUAGAACCCCACGUACACACACACACGGUCGACAGACUAGAACCCCACGUACACACACACACGGUCGACAGACUAGAACCCCACGUACACACACACACGGUCGACAGACUAGAACCCCUACGUACACACACGCACACGGUCGACAGACUAGAACCCCUACGUACACACACGCACACGGUCGACAGACUAGAACCCCUACGUACACACACGCACACGGUCGACAGACUAGAACCCCUACGUACACACACGCACACGGUCGACAGACUAGAACCCCUACGUACACACACGCACACGGUCGACAGACUAGAACCCCUACGUACACACACGCACACGGUCGACAGACUAGAACCCCUACGUACACACACGCACACGGUCGACAGACUAGAACCCCUACGUACACACACGCACACGGUCGACAGACUAGAACCCCUACGUACACACACGCACACGGUCGACAGACUAGAACCCCUACGUACACACACGCACACGGCCGACAGACUAGAACCCCACACGUACACACGCACACGGUCGACAGACUAGAACCCCUACGUACACACGCACACGGUCGACAGACUAGAACCCCUACGUACACACACGCACACUGUCGACAGACUAGAACCCCUACGUACACACACGCACACUGUCGACAGACUAGAACCCCUACGUACACACACGGUCGACAGACUAGAACCCCUAUGUACACACACACACACACACAGUUGACAGACUAGAACACCUAUGUACACACAGUCGACAGACCAGAACCCCUACGUGCGCACACACUUUUAAAGGAGUGAUUUGACCUACAACUAAGACAGAUUGAAUACGCUCAAAUUCAAUAGUGUGGUUUCCACUACCACGUUAUCUCUGGGCUAGUCAGUGCUUGAUACCGCCAGAGUUGUUUGAAAUUGAGAAACUUAACAUGCGAUUACUUUACGCAAAUACCUUGUUGACAAAUUUGCGACUCCCUUUGACGAUGGUGUGAAAUUUUGUCAUGGGCGUUACAGGAAGUAAUUUCAUGUUGUGGAGUCGCUCAGUUUUAAACGGCGAUAGAGUUGUACUGGACACCAUAUUGGCAAUAUUAGCAAAAUGCUAAUUCAAAAAACAGUACCCUAAUGCAGGGGUAUUUAUAUCUGAGCCUGGAGGUUGACAAGAUGGGAUGCAGCGAUUGUCAGAAGGGACUUUUACUUGCAGGUUAGCAGAAUUUACGCAGCAGGUUAUAAAAAUGGACGUAGCAGGUUAGGAGAAUUAGGUUAGGGUUAGCUAAAAUGCAAAAAUUCCCCCAACGCCACUCGAACAUGCAACUUUUGAUCUCACUUUGACAUUAGCUGCAUCUGUUCUAGUCAUGGGGAAACGCUUAUCACGGCACUUUGAUACCGCAGUGACUUUUUCGUAGCAGUUUAGGAGACUGAGGUUAAGGUUAGCGAAAAUGCUUUCCUAACAUGCUACAAAAAUCACUUUGUAUCAAAGUGUUGUGAAAAGACUGUCUCUGUAGCCAUGACCUGUUCCACCUGGGAAAUCAAUUGCACCCACAUGGUAUCCCAUGUCUAAAUCAAUGCCCGAUUAGAGGGAAAUAAUGAAAAACAGCAGUGGAACUGGCUUCAAGGUCCAGUUUUGAAUUUGCCUGCAGCUAGUGAAGUGCGUUGUUUUGAUCGACAGGACCUAAAGACCUAUACAUUCCCUAUUAAUUAUGAUAUUUAUUCACCUAAGUUAUAUGCUUCAUUACACAUCAUGUUAGUUUAACUAGUUACAUGAAUAAUUACAUAAUAAACCAAGACUGAGACCUAUUAUUUGUUUUACAAUGUGCAGACAUUAUUAUUUUUUGAUGUUUAAGCUUUAACUUAUUUGUUUUUAAUUGUGACAAUGCAUUGUUGUUUUUCCUGGUCCAAUGUCUCUUAUUUGUGCAUGUUUAUCAAACUAGCUCACCCUGUAGAAAAUGUUCUGUCCAAAGGGACAUUUUGUUAGUUUUAUACCUGUUAAUAUUAUGGAUAAAAUAAACUAGCUUGAUUUGA
Oncorhynchus masou masou (cherry salmon) is the source of this 3462-nucleotide messenger RNA. RefSeq names its product phosducin-like (gene pdcl). Gene Ontology annotation, biological process: heterotrimeric G-protein complex assembly; regulation of G protein-coupled receptor signaling pathway. Gene Ontology annotation, cellular component: cytoplasm. Bases 154 to 1062 code for a protein of 302 amino acids. The transcript has 4 exons. Lineage: Eukaryota; Metazoa; Chordata; Actinopteri; Salmoniformes; Salmonidae. The record is from RefSeq and is a predicted model, not a curated record.